Molecule: messenger RNA, 1336 nt
Organism: Nothoprocta perdicaria
Lineage: Eukaryota; Metazoa; Chordata; Aves; Tinamiformes; Tinamidae
Product: homeobox protein Hox-D4-like
Exons: 3
Coding region: 31-744 (237 amino acids)
Biological process (GO): anterior/posterior pattern specification; regulation of transcription by RNA polymerase II; embryonic skeletal system morphogenesis
Cellular component (GO): nucleus
Molecular function (GO): DNA-binding transcription factor activity, RNA polymerase II-specific; RNA polymerase II cis-regulatory region sequence-specific DNA binding
Source: RefSeq, a predicted model, not a curated record
CGCGCCAACUUUAUUCAGUUGACAAAAUUAAUGGCCAUGAGUUCGUAUAUGGUGAACUCUAAGUAUGUGGAUCCCAAAUUUCCUCCUUGCGAGGAAUAUUUGCAGAGCAGCUACCUAGCCGAGCAGGGGUCAGAGUACUACAGCGCCUCGCAGGGCGCUGAUUUCCAGCACCAGGGAAUCUACCCACGGUCAAACUACAGCGAGGCGCCCUUUAGCUGUAGCAGCGGCCCGGGCUCCGCCGGGCAGCCGCGGGGUCACGGGCAGGAGCAGUCCGGGCCCGCGGGCCCCUUCCCCGGCCCUGCGGAGCCCUGCGCGCCGCCCGCGCUGCCCUCGUCCCGCGCCUGCAGCCAGCAGCCGGCCCUCAAACCGCCGAGCGGGGCAGCGCUUAAGCAGCCGGCGGUAGUUUAUCCUUGGAUGAAGAAAGUCCAUGUUAACUCGGUGAAUCCCAAUUACAGCGGAGGGGAACCUAAGCGCUCCCGAACAGCUUACACCAGACAGCAAGUCCUAGAACUGGAAAAAGAAUUUCAUUUUAACAGGUACCUGACUAGGCGCCGCCGCAUUGAGAUAGCCCACACUUUGUGUCUCUCUGAGCGCCAGAUCAAGAUCUGGUUUCAGAACAGAAGAAUGAAGUGGAAAAAAGACCACAAACUGCCCAACACUAAGGGCAGGUCUUCUUCCUCUGGUUCAAACCCACAUUUACAGACUGUUUCCAAGGACCAUCAGACUGACUUGACAACUUUAUAGAAGAGGUGAAAUUUUCCAUUUCAUCCUUUGCUUCUGACCAGUACUGUACAUAACUGACAUUAUCCAAGCAGAACCUGCAUGUAGCAGCUAAAGAAUCAAGACACUGUCAUCUUUCUUUAAGGUACUGUUGUACAAAGGAGACAAAAUGAAGCUACUUUGGACUUUAUUUUAUUUGCCUCUACUAGCACAACCUAAGAAAGAAAGAAAGAGAAAAGAAACAUCAAGCAGGCAGUGGGAAUUGGGAAAAUAUUAAAGGAGACCCUCUGUCCAUUAAUAGUAAUAAAUCAUUGAAAAUGAAACUGUCCUGUGUUUCAGUUUUGAAUUUGGAAAUGAAGGUUAAAUGCUUUAUUCUGGAAUUUUGCUUUUAAUUGUAUUUUUAUUCCAUGCAAUUUCGGGAUGAUGCAUUAGGGCAAGUUGAGGUUAGSAAUAUCAUAGUAUAGUCUUUUAUUUAACCAUGAAGACUAGUAUUUGUGAACUUUUUGUGCUGCUUUACCUUUCUUGGUGUAAUGAAAAUACUUGCUCAUUUCCAUACCAUCUCAGAAGAUGUGCAUAGGAAUUAAGUGAAAACGGGUUAUUUUAUGUUCUGAUUGUG